AGAGGGAGCAAAGCAUGCUGGGAAUACCAAACCCUGCGCUCUGCAGGUGGUCCUCAAGAACUCCGGGACCAAGAUCCCUCUUAUACCAGGAAAACCAGUGACUUUCCCACGGGAGUCUGGAAUGAUCUGUAAAGUGGAUGGUGCCUUAUCCUGCUGGCCCAUGUGAGGACCAUCCCUGUCAAACCCCAUCGCCUUCUACCCACAGUGCCUUCUAUCUCCUGUACCUUCCAUCUACAGUACCUUCCAUCUACAGUACCUUCCAUCUACAGUACCUUCUAUCUACAGUACCUUUUUACAGUACAGUACCUUCUAUCUACAGUACCUUCUACCCACAGUGCCUUCUACCCACAGUACCUUCCAUCUACAGUACCUUCUAUCUACUGUACCUUCCAUCUACAGUACCUUCUACCCACAGUGCCUUCUAUCUACUGUACCUUCCAUCUACAGUACCUUCCAUCUACAGUACCUUCCAUCUACAGUACCUUCUAUCCACAGUGCCUUCUAUCUACUGUACCUUCCAUCUACAGUACCUUCCAUCUACAGUACCUUCCAUCUACAGUACCUUCUACCCACAGUACCUUCCAUCUACAGUACCUUCUACCCACAGUACCUUCCAUCUACAGUACCUUCCAUCUACAGUACCUUCUACCCACAGUACCUUCUACCCACAGUACCUUCUACCCACAGUACCUUCCAUCUACAGUACCUUCUACCCACAGUACCUUCUACCCACAGUACCUUCCAUCUACAGUACCUUCCAUCUACAGUACCUUCUAUCUACAGUGCCUUACCUUCUAUCUACUGUAUUUUCUAUCUACAGUACCUUCUAUCUACAGUACCUUCUAUCUACAGUACCUUCUAUCUACAGUACCUUACCUUCUAUCUACUGUACCUUCUAUAUACAGUACCUUCCAACUACUGUACCUUCUAUCUACAGUACCUUACCUUCUAUCUACAGUACCUUCUAUCUACUGUACCUUUCUACAGUACCUUCUAUCUACAGUACAGUGCCGUCUAUCUACAGUACAGUAUCUUCUAUAUACUGUACCUUUCUACAGUACAGUGCCUUCUAUCUACAGUACCUUCUAUCUACAGUACAGUACCUUCUAUCCACAGUACCUUCUAUCUACUGUACCUUUCUACAGGACAGCACCUUCUAUCUACUGUACAGUACAAUCUAUCUACAGUACCUUCUAAUUACAGUACAGUACCUUCUAUCUACAGUACCUUCUAUCUACAGUACCUUCUAUCUACAGUACCUUCUAAUUACAGUACAGUGCCUUCUAUCCACAGUGCCUUCUAUCCACAGUACCUUCUAUCUACAGUACCUUCCAACUACUGUACCUUCUAUCUACUGUACCUUCUAUCUACAGUACCUUCCAACUACUGUACCUUCUAUCUACAGUACUUUACCUUCUAUCUACAGUACCUUCUAUCUACAAUACCUUCCAACUACUGUACCUUCUAUCUACAGUACCUUCUAUCUACAGUACCUUACCUUCUAUAUACCUUACCUUCUAUCUACUGUACCUUCUAUCUACAGUACCUUCUAUCCACAGUACCUUCUAUCUACAGUACCUUCUAAUUACAGUACAGUGCCUUCUAUCCACAGUGCCUUCUAUCCACAGUACCUUCUAUCUACAGUACAGUACCUUCUAUCUACAGUACUUUCUAUUUUUACAGUACAGUACCUUCUAAUUACAGUACAGUGCCUUCUAUCCACAGUACCUUCUAUCUACAGUACAGUACCUUCUAUCUACAGUACAGUACCUUCUAUCUACAGUACAGUGCCUUCUAUCCACAGUACCUUCUAUCUACAGUACCUUCUAAUUAUACAGUACAGUACCUUCAGAAAGUAUUCACACCCCCCUGACUUUUACCACAUUUUGUUGUGUUACAAAGUGGGAUUAAAAUGGAUUAAAAUGGAUUAAAAUGCCUUUUUUGUUGUUGUAAACGAUCUAUACAAAAUACUCAAAUACAUUUAUGGAAAAUUAAAACACUACUGUAUCUUGACUAGAUAAGUAUUCAACAUCCUGAGUCAACACGUUACAAUCACCUUUGGCAGCAAUGAGUCUUUCUGGGUAAAUUGGUAAAGCUUUACACGUCUGGAUUGUACAAUAUUUUUCCAUUAUACUUCCAAAAAUUCUUCAUGCGUUGUCAAUUUCGUCGUUAAUCAUUGCUAGACUGCCAUUUUCAAGUCUUGCCAUAGAUUUUCAAGUAAGUCAAAACUGUAACUAGGCCACUCAGUAACAUUUCAAUGUGCUCUUGGUAAGCAACUCCAGUGUAUAUUUGCAGACUGAACCAAGUUUUCCUCUAGGAUUUUGCCGGGGGCUUAGCUCUAUUACGUUUAUUUUUAUCCUGAAAAACUCCCUAGUCCUUGCCGAUGACAAGCAUAUCUAUAACAUGAUGCAGCCACCACCAUGCUUGAAAAUAUGAAGAGUGGUACUCAGUGUCGUGUUGGAUUUGCACCGAACAUAAUUUCUGUGCCACAUUUUUUUUUGCAGUAUUGCUUUAUUGCCUUGUUUGCCAACAGGAUGCAUGUUUUGGAAAAUGUUUAUUCUGUACAGGUUUCCUUCUUUUCAUUCUGUCAUUUAUGUUAGUAUUGUGGAGUAACUACAAAGUUGUUGAUCCAUCCUCAGUUUUCUCCUAUCACAGCCAUUAAACUCUGUAACUGUUUUAAAGUCACCAUUGGCCUCAUGGUGAUAUCCCUGAGCGGUUUCCUUCCUCUCCGGCAACUGAGUUAGGAAGGACGCCUGUAUCUCUGUAGUGACUGGGUGUAUUGAUACACCAUCCAAAGUGUAAUUAAUAACUUCACCCUGCUCAAAGGGAUAUUCAGUGUCUGCUUCUUCUUUUUUUACCCAUCUGCCAAUAGGUGCCCUUCUUUGCGAACCAUUGGAAAACCUCCCUGGUAACAUAAUUCCACUUUGACAUUACGGAGGAUUGUGUGUAGAUCAGUGACACAAAAUCUCAAUUUAUUUCAUUUUAAAUCCAGGGUGUAACACAACAAAAUGUGGGAAAGGUCAAGGGGUGUGAAUACUUCCUGAAGGCCCUGAACCUAUAUGUCAUUAUGUGAGUCCCAAAUGGCAUCCUAUUCCCUUUAUAAAGUAAGUAGCCUUGUCUGAACCAGAAUGUCCCAUAGGGCAGGAGCCUGUCUCCUGUUUCUGUAGCGUGAGGCAGCUUGAUGUACAACACCCCCUGGAAAGGACGCUAGCCUAUCGCAGGGCCCAUAGCCCAAAGUAACGCACAAUAGACUGCCAUUUGGGGCUCAUUGUUAUUUCUGGUUUAUUCAUGCACUGGAAAUUAUUUUGUGUUUUAAGAAGGAUUUCAUCUAUUGUGCUUAAACCAUGUAUUUAGUGUGACUUGAUUUGUCAUUCACAUCUCAGUAAAUGUACUGUAUGUUUGUAGAGAUGGAUCAAAUGUCUUUUUAUACUGAUACUUAAAGCUGCAAUAAAAUAUACAUUUGGUAUGAGAACAUUUUA
Messenger RNA from Oncorhynchus nerka (sockeye salmon), 3479 nucleotides. It is a transcript of the gene pgghg, whose product is annotated as protein-glucosylgalactosylhydroxylysine glucosidase. Lineage: Eukaryota; Metazoa; Chordata; Actinopteri; Salmoniformes; Salmonidae. The coding region runs from base 138 to 1931 and encodes 597 amino acids. The transcript is spliced from 3 exons. Gene Ontology annotation, cellular component: cytosol. Gene Ontology annotation, molecular function: protein-glucosylgalactosylhydroxylysine glucosidase activity. Gene Ontology annotation, biological process: carbohydrate metabolic process. The record is from RefSeq and is a predicted model, not a curated record.